This is a messenger RNA of Salarias fasciatus (jewelled blenny), 2107 nucleotides long. RefSeq names its product component of oligomeric golgi complex 8 (gene cog8). The coding region runs from base 162 to 1967 and encodes 601 amino acids. Gene Ontology annotation, biological process: intra-Golgi vesicle-mediated transport. The transcript has 5 exons. The record is from RefSeq and is a predicted model, not a curated record. Lineage: Eukaryota; Metazoa; Chordata; Actinopteri; Blenniiformes; Blenniidae. Gene Ontology annotation, cellular component: COG complex.
GUGAGCGGAGAACCCGGAUGUUCCCAAACCCGGAAGUGUCACGCGGCAGUGAAGUCCGACCCGGAUCAGAGUGGACCGGGUCUAAAGCGGGCCUAAAGCGAGUCUGCGGCGGGUUGUGACGGUCAGAGUGGACCGGGUCUGAACCGGGUCGGAACCGCAGCAUGGCGGCCCUGGACGUGGAGGACGAGAGCAUCCUGGCCUCCAUCUUCCGGGACAGCUUCCCGGACCUGCGACCGGGCCUGCCCCGGGACCACCCGGACUUCACGGCCUACUUGUCCGAGCUGAGCUCGUUCGGCCUGGAGAAGCUGGUCCGGGAGCCGGAGCGGCUGGAGGAGGAGCGGGCCCAGAUCCUGCAGCAGACCCGGGAGCUGGCCUUCUCCAACUACCAGACCUUCAUCCGAACCGCCGACUGCACCGAGCACAUCUACCGGGACUUCGGCCGGGUGGAGGGCAGCGUGUCCCGCCUGCUCGACAAGCUGCCCGGCCUGGAGCAGAAGUGCAGGGGCUUCGUGCAGCAGGCGGAGCAGAUCGGCGCGGCCCGCCGGAUGAACAGCCUGACGCUGAACCGGCACACGGAGAUCCUGGAGGUCCUGGAGAUCCCCCAGCUGAUGGACACCUGCGUGAGGAACGGCUACUACGAGGAGGCGCUGCAGCUCGCCGCGUACGUCCGCCGGCUGGAGAGGAAGCACGCCGCGCUGCCCGUCGUCCAGGCCAUGGUCCAGGAGGUGCGGCAGUCCAGCCAGCUGAUGCUGGGCCAGCUGCUGGCGGCGCUGCGCUGCGGCGCGCCGCUGCCGGCCUGCCUGCGCGUCAUCGGCUUCCUGCGGCGGAUGGACGUGUUCACCGAGGCGGAGCUGCGCGUCAAGUUCCUGCAGGCGCGCGGCUCCUGGCUGGACUCGGUGCUGGCCGCCGUGCCCGACGACGACCCCUACGCGCACGUCACCAAGACCAUGGAGGCGUGCCGCGUGCACCUGUUCGACGUGGUCACGCAGUACCGCGCCGUGUUCUCCGACGAGGACGCGGCGGGCGCCGAGGCCCGGGUGUUCCAGGGCUGGGUGGCGCGGCGGGUGCGCGACUUCCUGCGCACGCUGGAGCGCGACCUGCGGCGCGGCGCCGGCGGCCGCCUGGACUCGCUGCUGGGCCAGUGCAUGUACUUCGGCCUGUCCUUCAGCCGCGUGGGCGCCGACUUCCGCGGCCAGCUGGCGCCGCUGUUCUCCGCCGCGGCGGCCGAGGCGUUCGGCCGCGCCCUGCGGGACGCCGCCGACCGCUUCCGGGAGGACAUGGGCGCGUACGCGCCGGUCGCUCUGCCCGCCGCGCUGGGCGGCGCGGCGCCCCCGCCCGCCCCGGCGCCGCAGGCCGGGACCCUGCAGCCCCCCAUGGCCCUGCUGGACUUCCCGCCGCUCGCCUGCUUCCUCAACAACGUGCUGAACGCCUUCAACGAGCUGCGGCUGUGCUGCCCGCUGGGCCUGGGCCACACCGUCACCCGGCAGCUGCAGGACGCCCUGUGCACGGUGUGCGGCGAGCUGCUGCUGUUCCACCGGGCCGAGCACUCGGCUCUGAGCAGCAGGGAGCAGGACGUCUUCGUCCAGAUGUGUGUGUCGUUCGCCGAAGACCUGCUGCCCUUCAUCAACCGCUGCCUGCAGCUGCUGUUCCCACACACACACAUCGCCCAGUGCACCGGGGUGUCUGUCUCUCAGCUCCAGAGGUUCGGUUCUGUCUUCCGGGUCGACGUCGACGUGGUUCUGGAGCCGCUGAACUUUCUUCUUCCUCGGAGGGAAACGGAACCGUUGCCGACGGCGACGCUGGACCCGGACCUCCUGGCCGAGCUCGGCAGCCUGACGCCGGACACACCCGGACCGGGACCGGGACCGGGACCGGGACCAGUAACACUGCAGGGUCCAGGUUCAGAUGAAGGAGCUGAAUCAGCAGAGCUGCAGUCAGACCGGGACCUGGACCCCCCUCUGGACUGAGGCCCGGGUCUGGACUGAGGCCCGGGUCUGGACUGAGGCCCGGGUCUGGACUGAGGCCCGGGUCUGGACCUUCUGAGUGACACGUUGGGUUUUGAGGGUUUUUUCAUCAGAAGAAAAAUACAUGAAACUGUUUCCUGUCA